Messenger RNA from Owenia fusiformis, 1416 nucleotides. The record is from the annotation of a GenBank genome assembly. NCBI's taxonomy places the organism in Eukaryota, Metazoa, Annelida, Polychaeta, Sabellida, Oweniidae.
CUGCAAUUUUUUUACAGUUUUACGACAAUCUAUCAGCUGAUAAUGGUAUUGUAAAUGAGUCUUUUCACAUGUUUGGAAAAUUUCCAAAAUGCUAUGAAGAUUCCCCAAUAACUCUAAAAUGAGUUCAUUUGAGGCCAAUUUAAGGUGUUCUUCAAAUUCUUGGUACAUAUUUCCUCAAAGUGAACAGUGGAAUGGCUUUGAGAACAGCAAAACAUUUGGUAGAAAAACUUUUUACAAAACAUUUGUUGGCAACAAAUAUUUUCACAAGUGCAGGACUUUUAGCCAUCGGAGAUUAUGGUGUCCAGAAGCUUGAAAAGUUCAGAAUACCAAAGGAGAAAAGACCACCACAUGAUUGGAAAAGGACAGGCAGAAUGUUUAUUGUUGGUGCCAUACAAGGACCAAUAUCUCACUAUUUCUAUCUCAUCAUGGACAAGAAGCUAGGACUUGGUAGAUCAAGGGGAACAAUUAUUAAGAAAAUUCUGACUGAUCAAAUAAUAGGAUCGCCAUUAUUUGCAUUUAUAUUUUUUGAAGCUUCUGGUAUUCUAGAGGGCCAGUCACCCAAAAGCAGCUUUGAAGAGUUUGCCAGAAAGUUUCCUACAGUUUACAUGGUUGAUUGGUGUGUUUGGCCUGCUGCUCAAUGUAUCAACUUUUAUUUCUUGCCAACCAAAUUACGUGUUGUUUACGUAGCCGCAAUCACAUUGCUAUGGACCAGUUUUCUUUCCUGGUUUAAACACAGGGAUGCAAGACUUCAGGAAGGACUUCGCGAGCAAUCUGUAUAUUACAAAGAAAUCUCACAGACAGAAGAGAAUAAAACUUCAAGAUCAGUACAAUUAGGAAAUGUUAAUACUUCUGUAGACUAAUAUACCUCCAAUGAAGAAUUAUGUACUAGUGGUUAAUAGAGAGUUGCACUAGUGGUUAGGACAGAAGUUUACUGAUGGCUAGUGCAGAAAAGCACAAUGCCAUUAAGAUCACAGUUUAUAAUAUUAUAAACUAUAAUUAACUCUGAGAUCUUGGUGGUGGAUCCAUCGAUGGAUCUUUUAUAACAUGCAGUAUCAGUUUCUGAAAAUAAGUACAGUUUACAUAACCAAGCUCAGGUUGCAUAAAUUCUCCAUCGAGUUUAAAUUGACAUGAAUCUCUAGAAAGACAGUAAAAAGUAGCUUAUAUUUAUGAUAUUUAGGUCUUAACAACAAUUCCUCAUAUUUAUGUAUACAUGUACAUGAAGUGCAACAGUAUGAGGUGUUAAUUUUACUCAAGUUUAUUUUAGCUUGUGUGAAUUCAAGUUAAAAUCUCAGUUUAACGUGCAGAUCAAUUGGACAAAUUAAUUGGAUGUAUUUUAAUAUCGUUCAUGUUACCGAUGUGUUCUGUUGGUUACUAUGUUACCACCACGAUUGACAUAUUGUUAUAGCCUCCAACUUU